AUGUUUCCCUUGGGGUAUCGCGAGGGCUUCAGUCAAUGGUGGGCUGGUCUGCCAGCUGCUGUGGCAGAGCACAAAGUGCUUGCUCACCUGCCUUACCUUUCACACAAACCACCCACCCAUAUGCGUACAGGAAGCACGGCGGACUCUCCCAACAGCCCCAUCGAUAGUUUGACAGCGGAAGACUAUAGCCAGCAAGGCGAGGUUGCGACGAACUCGUUGAAUGAUCCCUAUGGCCCUCGCCGCUGGCGCUCCAGCAUGGUCGAGCUGAGUGGCAAAAACCGCGCCCUCAACGAAUUCUCGGUGGAACGGGUGGGCGAAGACGCCAACCAGCAUCUCGUAAUGCUCCACGGAUAUGGAGCGGGCCUGGGAUUCUUCUACAAGAACUUCGAGGCGCUCAGUCGGUUGAAAGGAUGGCAGCUCUACGCGCUGGAUAUGCUGGGAAUGGGGCGCAGCACGCGACCCUCGUUCAAGAUCAAGGCGAAGGACAAGGAGGAAGCCAUCCGAGAGGCAGAGGCGUGGUUCGUGGAUGCACUGGAGGAGUGGCGAGUGAAGCGCAAAAUUGACCGCUUCACCUUGCUCGGCCACAGCAUGGGCGGCUACAUGGCUGUCGCCUACGCGUUGAAGUACCCUGGCCAUUUGAACAAGUUGAUUCUGGCCUCGCCCGUGGGGAUCCCCGAAGACCCGUACGCUGUCGCAGCCGACAUGCCCGAGCCGUCCGACUCGACGCUGGCCAAUGAGUUCACGCAGGACCAGCAGCAGAUCGCCGAGUCCACAAACCGACUUUCCAACAACAACAACAACAACAACAACAACAACUAUGAUCAAAAUCGCACAGUCCACAAUACCGCAGACGAAUCAGAUCGUCCGCCCCGCCGUUCGAUCCCCAAAUGGUUCGCCUAUCUAUGGGACGCCAAUAUCUCCCCCUUCAGCAUCGUCCGCUGGUCAGGACCUCUGGGGCCGCGCCUGGUGUCCGGCUGGACCUCGCGACGCUUUUCUCAUCUACCAGCUGAUGAAGCCAAGGCACUACACGACUACUCGUACUCGAUCUUCCGUAUGCGUGGAAGUGGCGAGUACGCCCUAGCGUACAUCCUCGCCCCCGGCGCGUUCGCACGCAGCCCUCUUAUCCGCCGCAUCCAAGGUGUCGGCAGGCAACGCGAAAACGGCAUUCCCAUCGUGUUCAUGUACGGCGACCAUGACUGGAUGGAUGUCAAUGGCGGGUACGCCUCGCAAGCCAAGCUUGAGGAGGAGAAGCAGCGGGUAUUGCAGAACGCGACUCUCGAAGAGCGCGAGGCGGACAAUGGGUCCAGCAAGGUGAUCGUGAUCAAGAAUGCCGGACACCACGUCUACCUGGACGGAUGGGAGGAGUUCAACCAAGUGAUGCUUGAGGAAAUGGAAGACGUGGGCCGCAGGGCAGGGAGAGAGCACCCCCUUCCCCCUCCCUCCCAGCCAUGA
Messenger RNA from Penicilliopsis zonata CBS 506.65, 1452 nucleotides. RefSeq lists its product as hypothetical. NCBI's taxonomy places the organism in Eukaryota, Fungi, Ascomycota, Eurotiomycetes, Eurotiales, Aspergillaceae. Gene Ontology annotation, cellular component: mitochondrial inner membrane. Gene Ontology annotation, molecular function: A2-type glycerophospholipase activity. Gene Ontology annotation, biological process: cardiolipin acyl-chain remodeling. The coding region runs from base 1 to 1452 and encodes 483 amino acids. The record is from RefSeq and is a predicted model, not a curated record. The transcript is spliced from 3 exons.